Messenger RNA from Protobothrops mucrosquamatus (brown spotted pit viper), 3921 nucleotides. It is a transcript of the gene UBE4A, whose product is annotated as ubiquitination factor E4A. The transcript has 19 exons. Gene Ontology annotation, biological process: protein polyubiquitination. Gene Ontology annotation, molecular function: ubiquitin-ubiquitin ligase activity. Gene Ontology annotation, cellular component: ubiquitin ligase complex; cytoplasm; nucleus. Lineage: Eukaryota; Metazoa; Chordata; Lepidosauria; Squamata; Viperidae. The coding region runs from base 112 to 3333 and encodes 1073 amino acids. The record is from RefSeq and is a predicted model, not a curated record.
CCUCCUUCUGCCGCUGCUGCUCGCCCCCGUCCUGUACCAGAGCGCCCGGGGCUGCGGGCCCUCGCUCGUCGUCUGGGUCGCGGCUCUCCAUGGAGCUCGCCCGGCGGGGAAAUGACCGACCACGAGAACAAUAACAGCAUUUCCCGGAACCCCUUCGCCGCCCUCUUCAGCUCCGUCGCCGACGCCCGGCACUUCGCCGAGAUCCAGAAGCAGACGCCGACGCCACCCGCGGUAGAGGAAACCUCUGCCAGCCAAGAUGAUUCUGACAACAGUGUGUCUGAGAGUCUGGAUGAUUGCGACUACUCUGUGGCUGAGAUCAGUCGCUCCUUUCGCUCCCAGCAGGAGCUGUGCGAGCAGCUCAACAUCAACCACAUGAUCCAGAGAAUCUUCCUGAUAACAUUGGAUAACAGUGACCCCAAUCUGAAGAGUGGAAAUGGCAUUCCUGCACGGUGUGUCUACCUGGAGGAAAUGGCUGCAGACCUUGAGGAUCAGGACUGGCUGGACAUGGAAAAUGUAGAACAGGCUCUUUUUACCCGGCUACUGCUUCCGGAACCAGGAAAUCACUUGAUCCACAUGACUUCAACUGGCAUACAGAACCUCCCAGCAGACAGAGAUGCAGGAGAGAAACACAUCCUGCGAUACCUCUUUGCUUGUUUCCGGAGGGCAAAGGAGGAGAUCACCAAGGUGCCAGAGAACUUGUUGCCUUUUGCAGUGCGUUGCAGAAAUCUGACUAUAUCCAACACUCACACACUCUUCCUAACACCAGAGAUCUAUGUCAACCAGAAUGUCUAUGAGCAGUUAGUGGACUUGAUGCUGGAAUCAUUAAGAGGAGCUCACUUUGAAGACAUAACAGAGUUCCUGGAGGAGGUCAUCAAGAGCCUCACGAUGGAUGAGGAAGUGAGGACUUUUGAGGAGGUUAUGGUCCCUGUCUUCGACAUCCUCUUAGGACGAAUACGGGAGCUACACCUUUGCCAGAUCCUGUUGUACUCUUAUCUGGAUAUACUCCUGUAUUUCACCAAGCAAAAGGAUAUUGCCAAAGUUUUUGUUGAGUACAUUCAGCCAAAAGAUCCAGCCAAUGGACAGCUUUACCAGAAGACACUGUUGGGAACCAUCUUGAACAUCUCAUGUCUUCUGAAGACACCUGGUGUGGUGGAAAGCCAUGGCUACUUUCUGAACCCCUCUCGAUCCAGUCCUCAAGAGAUCAAGGUGCAAGAAUCCAACAUCCACCAGUUCGUGGCUGAAUUCCACGAGAAGAUCCACCAAAUGCUGAAGAACUUGCUGCAGCUCUCCCCACAAACGAAGCAUAAGAUCCUGGCCUGGCUUGGAAACUGUCUUCAUGCCAAUGCUGGGCGCACCAAAAUUUGGGCCAACCAGAUGCCAGAGAUCUUCUUCCAGAUGUAUGCCUCAGAUGCCUUCUUCCUGAACUUGGGAGCUGCUCUCCUCAGGCUCUGUCAGCCCUUCUGUAAGCCCCGAUCUCCCAGGCUUCUGACAUUUGACCCCACUUAUUGUGCUGUGAAGGAACUGAAUGAGGAGGAGCAGAGGGUGAAGAAUGUUCACAUGAAAGGUUUGGAACGAGAAACUUCUUUGAUCCCAGCUGUAACUGAGCAGGAACCACAGUUUGCUGACAGCUAUAACCUGGUGACCGAGAACUUGGUAUUGACGCAGUACACCCUCCACUUAGGAUUUCACAGGUUGCAUGACCAGAUGAUCAAACUCAACCAAAGCCUUCAUCGACUGCAGGUGGCAUGGCGGGAAGCUCAGCAGAGCUCCAGCCCCUCAGCUGACAAUCUCCGGGAGCAGUUUGAGCGUCUCAUGACCAUCUACCUUUCCACUAAAGCAGCCAUGACAGAGCCUCAGAUGUUGAAGAACUGCCUCAAUCUGCAGGUGUCCAUGGCUGUUCUCCUGGUCCAGCUGGCCAUUGGAAACCAAGGGACUGAGCUGAUGGACUUGACCUUCCCUCUGCCAGAAGUGAAGAACAGUGCGCUGGCCUAUGUUCCAGAAUUCUUUGCUGACAACUUAGGUGAUUUCUUCAUUUUCCUGCGCCGCUUUGCUGAUGAUCUCCUAGAACCUUCAGCUGACUCCCUGGAGCAUGUGCUUCAUUUUGUGACCAUCUUCACAGGGGAUGUGGACAGAAUGAAGAACCCACAUUUGAGAGCCAAACUGGCUGAAGUACUGGAGGCUGUGAUGCCCCACCUGGAUCAGGCACAGACGCCUCUUGUCUCAAGUGUCUUUCAUCGCAAGAGAAUCUUCUGCUCCUACCAACAUGCUGCCUACCUUGCUGAGGCACUAAUUAAGGUUUUUGUGGACAUUGAAUUUACAGGAGAUCCCCAUCAAUUUGAGCAGAAGUUUAAUUAUCGUAGACCCAUGUACCCUAUCCUCCGGUAUAUGUGGGGCACUGACUCAUACCGGGCAAGCAUAAAGGCACUGGCUGACGAUGCCUCCGAGAACCUUGAAGCAAUGGCCCCCCCUCUCUUCUUGCGCUUUCUUAACCUGCUUAUGAAUGAUGCCAUUUUCUUGUUGGAUGAAGCAAUACAGUACCUGAGCAAGAUCAAGAUCCAGCAAAUAGAGAAGGACCGGGGCGAGUGGGACAGCCUGUCUGCAGAAGUGCGGCGUGAGAAGGAAGCCAGCCUGCAGAUGUUUGGGCAGUUGGCUCGCUUCCACAACAUCAUGUCCAAUGAGACCAUUGGGACCUUGGCCUUCCUGACCUCAGAGAUCAAGUCUCUCUUUGUGCACCCUUUCCUGGCGGAACGCAUUAUCUCCAUGCUCAACUACUUCCUCCAACACCUGGUAGGCCCCAAAAUGGGGGCCUUGAAGGUCAAGGACUUCAGUGAAUUUGACUUCAAGCCCCAACAACUGGUUUCUGACAUUUGUACGAUAUAUCUAAACCUGGGUGAUGAAGCGAACUUUUGUGCCACAGUGCCUAAGGAUGGGCGAUCAUAUUCCCCAACUCUUUUUGCUCAGACGAUCCGAGUCUUGAAGAAAAUUAAUAAGCCUGGCAACAUGAUUGUAGCAUUUAGCAACCUGGCAGAACAAAUUAAGUCUCUAGCAGAUCGUCAGCAGCAGGAAGAGGAGACAUACGCUGAUGCCUGUGAUGAAUUUCUGGAUCCCAUCAUGAGCACCUUAAUGACAGACCCAGUGCUGCUGCCUUCUUCUCGAGUCACAGUGGACAGGGCAACAAUCGCUAGGCACCUCUUGAGUGAUCAGACAGAUCCUUUCAAUCGCAGCCCUCUCACCAUGGACCAGAUCAAGCCAAAUACUGAACUGAAGGAGAGGAUCCAGCAAUGGCUGGCCGACAGAAAGAAGCAAAAGGAGGUUGUGGUGGGGGGGCUGUGAGUUGGCCAGAAUGCUGUGGCCCCAGCUGCCUCUUUCAGUGAACCCAGGUUUUGACUGUUCUUUCUCAUUUUCUCCAUAACUUUUCUGUGGUUCCUUAUAUUUAAGAUCUUCUGGAAACCUCCUUCCUUGACAGUUUAAUUUGCCUGCUAUAUUGUUUUCAUAAGAAUCCUUCACCAUGUUUGUUUCUCUUUAACUGUUGCCCCAGAUACUGGGCUGAACUUUCCCUUUUAUGUUUAAGAAGAAAAGCUGUAUUUACUCAACUGGGGCAGAAGUUUUUCUUGUGUAAAGCCAUUGUAGCCUGGUGAUUUGUGGAUCGCUCUGCCAAAACAGGAGCAACCAAUAUCGAUAAGAAAUAGUUGGUAGAAUUAUGGGAGAAAGUGGGCCAUAAUAUCAAGCAGCUUUCGUAAACCUUCCUUAGCACUCUUGCUUCCAGUAACUGUAUUUUGGGGAAACACUGUGAACGGAUGAUUGUGCAGGUGCCCUGUAAUUCCUACCUGCUUUAAUACAGUGCCUGCUGCAUGAAAGAUGUACACAUUGUGUGCAUAGUAUGUUAGCUUCCUUUAGAUCAAUAAACGUAUUGGAUGUCCA